AAAAAAGAGAAGUGUUGCAAGUAAUACAUAGAUUUUAUUUUGAAAAACAAGUUUUAUAAAUUGAGAUUUGCCAAAGCUUAGUGGAAAAAAAAUUCAUACGUAGUAUGGAGUACAUAUUACUUUCAAACAACCACAAGUGUAUGGGAAAAUAUAGCAUUUAAAAAUAACACAACCAAAGUUACCAGAAAAACAACAUAUAGCCAAAUAGGGGCUAGAAUUGGAUGGAGCAAAUUUCCCACAAUUCCUGUAAUGUCGCCAACCAAAUGGAUUUUGUAAAAAAAAAAAAAAAAAAAAAAAAAAAAAAAAAAAAAAAAAAAAAACUCUUUCCUUUCAAUUCCAGUUUUUUUCUUUCUCCAAAAGCAUUUUUAUUAUUUUUGAGGCCUCUUUCAAUUUGAGGCUCUCCUGCCUUCAACCACCCAAAAAUAAAAAACACACAAAAUUGAAGAAAAAACAAGGCAAAUCUUACAAAAAAUAAAAAAAAAAUAAAAAAAAAUGAUCAAAUCAAUGCAUUGGAUGAAUAAAAAAACAGCAAAAAACAUUCACAAAUUAGAGCAAAAACUAAAAAUUGUAGAAGGUCCUAGAUCAUUACCUUCUUCUUCCUCCAACAACAUUUUACAUAUUUUUGGCUAGAAGAUUAAAUGGCCAUUACAUCAUACCAAAUUUUGAAGCCACAUUUUUUAUUACCAUAUUUUCUUUUCAUCACCUUAUUUUCUUCAAGAACACAUUCCAUAUCCGAUGUAGAAGCCUUAUUAAAGUUUAAAAGCUCGUUAUCGACACCCGAAGCUCUCAACACAUGGGAUCCAAACACCGGCCCUUGCCUAGACAAGAACGCACGUUGGAAUGGCAUUGUUUGUUUGGAUGGCAGUGUCAUUGGCCUACACUUAAAAUCCAAGGGAUUAUCCGGCAACAUCGACGUUGAUGCAUUGGCUAGCCUACAAGGCUUACGCACUAUUAGCUUGGAGGACAACAAGUUUUCCGGCCCCAUGCCCGAGCUUAAUCGCUUAGGAGCCUUAAAGGCGAUAUACUUAAAUAACAACAACUUUACCGGACAAAUUUCUCCGGAUUUUUUCUUAAAGAUGGAGUCACUAAAGAAACUUUGGUUAGCUAAUAAUGCGUUCUCGGGUGAUAUUCCAUCGUCGUUAACACAACUACGUAACCUCCUUGUGUUGCGCCUCGAAAACAACCAGUUUUCGGGUGAGAUACCCCCUCUUAAGCAACCGCCUUUGGUAUCUUUAAACUUGUCAAACAACCAACUACGAGGCGAAAUUCCUAUGAGUCUUUUACAUUUUAAGGCCUCAUCCUUUGAAGGAAAUCCCAAGCUUUGCGGUGAGGUUAUUGGGGUAGAUUGCAUUACCAUAAUUAGUAACAAUAAUCAGUCAAUAUCACAAAACUCGACGGCACCUCAAGGCGGGUUUAGUAAUUUUAAUAAACCUCACAAUAAUAAACACUUUGCCGGGGUGAUGGCCUUGGCUAUUAGUGUUAUUUUGGUGCUUUUGUCGUUUAUGAUUAUCUUGAUUUUUGUUAUGAAGAAGAGAAGGGUGUAUAAAGAUGAUAUCCCUAAUACAACACCCCAAAAUAAUGAUGACACCAAUUCUAUUGCGACGACCUCAACCACCACCACACCUAACACGAGAAGCAAAGACGGUAUCAAUGAGAGGGCGAUAGAGGUAGGCGCCGUGGAACCCAUUUUGCAAAAGAAUUCAAGCCAUUCUUCUUCUACUCAUUCUUCUACGUCGAGUAAGAGGAGCAACAACUCGGAAAGAUCAUCAAGAAAAAGCUCGGGAAAAGGUAGUAGCAAUCGCGGAGUGCCUAAUAGUGUAGGUGGUUUAGGCCAAGGAGAUCUUACAAUGGUGAAUGAUGAAAAAGGUGUGAUUGUGUUGGCGGAUUUGAUGAAAGCAUCGGCAGAAGUGCUAGGAAAUGGCGGUAUAGGUUCGGCCUAUAAGGCGAUCAUGGGUAAUGGAUUAGGGGUAGUAGUUAAGAGGAUGCGCGAGCUAAAUAGAUUGGAGAGUGAUGCAUUUGAUGUGGAGAUUAGGAAGUUGGCUAGUUUGAGACAUAGGAAUAUUUUGCCUCCUUUGGCUUAUCAUUAUAGGAAAGACGAGAAGCUUGUUGUUUAUGAGUACGUUGCCAAAGGCAGCUUGCAUUAUCUUCUACAUGGUGAUCGAGGAAUAUCUCACGAGGAACUAAAUUGGCCAACACGUCUAAAGAUCAUCAGAGGAACAACAGAAGGCCUAUAUUACCUCCACUCUCAACUACAAUCCUAUGACUUGCCUCAUGGCAACCUUAAAUCCAGCAACAUUUUGAUUGACACACAAAAUGAGCCAUUGCUCUCGGAUUAUGGCUUUAGUCCAAUGACUAAUCCAAGUGUCGCGGCACAAGCAUUAUUUGGCUAUCGAGCCCCAGAAGCCAUACAACACCAAACAAUAUCUCCUACGUGUGAUAUCUACUGCCUAGGAGUAGUCAUUCUCGAGAUCCUCACGUGCAAAUUCCCUUCUCAAUACCUUAGCACAACCAAGGGUGGCACUGAUGUUGUGCAAUGGGUGACUUCGGCCAUAGAAGAAGGUAGAGAAGUUGAACUGCUUGAUCCUGAUAUUGUGUCACAUUCGACGAGUUGUAAGGAGAGCAUGGUGAAGAUGCUUCACGUAGGGGUUGCUUGCACUGAACCUAAUCGCGAUAAAAGGCUGAAUUUGACAGAAGUAAGGGAGAGAAUAGAAAGGGUAUGAGUUCAAGAUGAUGGAGGUCUAGAUCUAAAGACUAUUGAUCUUUUGUAAAGUUACUGAUAUCUUAUGACCCUGUAGAAGUUGUGUUUUAUGCAAAAUUCAUUUGACCUUAUGGAUUUGUACCUUACAUCUUUACUCAAAUCGACAUUGAUCUCGUGCUCUUUGAGUAUCAUGAUGUAACUGUAGACAACUGUAUCGAAAACAGUUCAAAGGGAAGCUCGGUACAUACAGUUCAGAAGAUUUCUAAUUCAACUCAACAUCUAGGUGUAAUUUGUUGUUGUAUCAUCUAUAAUUUGUAUACCAAGAUA
Messenger RNA from Chenopodium quinoa (quinoa), 3025 nucleotides. RefSeq names its product pollen receptor-like kinase 3. NCBI's taxonomy places the organism in Eukaryota, Viridiplantae, Streptophyta, Magnoliopsida, Caryophyllales, Amaranthaceae. The transcript has 2 exons. Gene Ontology annotation, molecular function: protein binding; ATP binding; protein kinase activity. Bases 639 to 2720 code for a protein of 693 amino acids. Gene Ontology annotation, biological process: protein phosphorylation. The record is from RefSeq and is a predicted model, not a curated record.